GCUGCUGGACAUUCUAGCAUGUCGUAAAGAUCCUACUGGGGUGUCCGGUCAGCUUCUUCUGGACGGGAAACCUGUACCGGACAACUUCAAGUGCAUGGUGGGAUACGUGGUCCAGGAUGAUAUCGUUGUUGGGACUUUGUCCGUGAGAGAGAACUUCCACUUCUCCGCUGCCUUGAGACUGCCCAACACAGUCAGCUCCUCCCAGAGAAAGGAUCGUGUGAACAACGUGGGCAACGAAUUCAUCCGAGGUGUGUCUGGCGGUGAGAGAAAGCGUUGUAACAUCGGCAUGGAGCUGAUUAUCUCCCCUCCAGUUCUGUUUCUGGACGAGCCAACCACAGGACUGGAUGCCAGUACCGCCAACACUGUCCUUUUGUUUCUCAAGCGGCUGUCACAGAAAGGCCGGACUAUCAUUUUCUCCAUCCAUCAGCCCCGAUACUCUAUCUACAGUCUGUUUGAUCACCUGGUUCUGCUCUCUUCUGGUUACACCAUAUACGACGGGCCUGCCCCGGAAGCGCUGGAUUUCUUCGCUUCACAAGGUUUUCAGUGCGAAGAACACAAUAAUCCUCCGGACUUUUUCCUGGAUGUCAUCAACGGUGACGUCAGUGUGUUCAGCAUUGACAGUAUGCCAGAGAUCACUGUUGAAGUAGAUGUGGGACCUGCUGUAAGUCGGCAAGACAGGUUAGUGGAGGGAUUCAAGCAAUCAGACUGGCACAAGAGAGUGCUGGAAGAAGCCGAGGCUAUCUAUACUCAGUUCGAAGCUCAGGGUGGAGAGAAAGGAGAGCGGCACGAAGCUGUCCAGUACGCCACUUCGUUCGGACAUCAGGUUUGUGUUGUCGCAAACAGGACCAUGAAGGACAUAAUACGUCACCCGCAGGCCAGUCUGUUUACGAUAGGGACCUCUCUCGUCUUUGCUGGGAUCACCGAUGCCAUCUACUGGGAUCUUGAAGAGGAUCCUGUAUCUGGGUUCAAAGACAGGGGCGGAGUUCUCUUUUUCCUCAUCAUCAUUCAGCUCUUCUUCAAUCUGACGGCUCUAGAAGUUUUCAUCAAAGAAAGAAAGAUUUUUAUGCAUGAGAACGUCAGCGGGUUCUACAGGGUGUCUGUCUACUUUCUAGUGAAGGUCAUCUUUGACAUUCUACCGCUGAGGACCGUCCCCAUCCUGCUCAUGUCCAGCACCAUAUACUUCGCCGUGGGUUUAAACCCAGGAGCCGACCACUUUUUCAUGUUCGUCUUUUCCUUGCUGUGUACGACCCUCGCCGCGGCCGGUCUGUGUUUUUUCCUCAGUGCUACAGUUCGGGUGUUCGCUGUGGCACAGUUGCUCCUGGCAACAGGUUACAUCUUUAUGAUGCUGUUUGGAGGUUUCCUCAUCAACCCAGACUCGAUAGGUCCCUGGCUGAACUGGGUCCAGUAUAUCAACCUGUUCAAGUACUCAUUAUCCGCACUUUACAUCAAUGAAUUUAAAGAUCGGUAUUUCUGCAUUAACAAUGGAACUACGUGCAAAUCUGGCAACACGUACCUGAAUGAACAACAAAUCAGCCACCAGUACACCUGGGAUCUCUGGUGCAACCAUAUGGCUCUACUGAUUCAUGCAGCAUUUCUGAUGUUACUGACCUACGUCCAGUUGAGACGGAUGAAGAAGACAACGUAG
This is a messenger RNA of Candidula unifasciata, 1645 nucleotides long. The record is from the annotation of a GenBank genome assembly. Lineage: Eukaryota; Metazoa; Mollusca; Gastropoda; Stylommatophora; Geomitridae.